Paramuricea clavata is the source of this 4167-nucleotide messenger RNA. The record is from the annotation of a GenBank genome assembly. Lineage: Eukaryota; Metazoa; Cnidaria; Anthozoa; Malacalcyonacea; Plexauridae.
AUGGAUGAAGUUCGAGGCCAAGGUAUAAUUGUUGGUGGUGAUGGCCAGUGUGAUUCCCCUGGCUUCAACGCAAAGAAUCUGUGUUACUAUAAAGUGGAAGUUGGCUCCAAGUACAUCUUACAUGUUGAAAUUGUGGAUAAACGACAUGUUGGUUUGGUUUCGAGUAACAUGGAGAUAGAGUUGGUCACUGAUGCCUCAACUUCUGUCAAGAAAUUACUGGGUAAGAUUAAGUUUAGAAACUGAAUUUAAGUGGUUAAAGAUGAUGUAAAAAUAGUCAAUUAAGUAAGCAACGAGUUUUAAAGAAAAUGCAUUCAUAAAAAAUACAAAAGAUCCAACAAAUUUUGGUGUAAAACUAUUUCAAGGUGUACUAUCUUCAUUGUAGAAUUUAAGUUGUCUUUGUUUUGUCUGAAAAUAUAUUUUAACAGUGCCUAAAAUGCAAAACAUCAUUCUUUUCAAUUUUCAUGUGAAUAUUUUUUAUUUGUCUUUGUGUAUUCAUACUAAAACAAUAAUUUGCCCCAGUAGUCUGGGAGCUAUUUUCAGAAACGGCCUUAUUUAAGGAGUUUGCACAACCCACCUUACAGAAAAGGUUUGACACUUGAUUCUUAUAGAACAAUAUAUGCGUUUUAACAUGAGAUACUUUGUACUAUCAAUUUGUGGUAUAGGUGUCGAGAUAUCGGGGUUUUUUAGCCCCAAUAUGGCGGAAUAACAUCAGAGCGAGGCUACGUACCGCGAGGCCCACAGAUUGGUUGGCUUUUAACCAAAUCUCACGAAAAAUAUCUCAUAUGAAUGCACUUUCACGGGGCUUUCGAAAAAAUGUGAGCAAGUAAUCAUUGUGUCACCUCACAAAUCACGUGAUCCAAAAAAAUACGGAUUUUUGGUCUGAAUUUGCUCAAAAACCCUUGAAAACAGAUCUUUUCACAAAAAAAUCCAUCAAAAUGUAUUUAUCAAGGCAUUUUAACAUGCUAAAACAGAAAAAGUACAAUUCAAGUAGCGUUGUAGAAUAUCCGAGAUGAAUGACAUCAUGAAUAAGACUGGAACGACUUGCGUAGGUAACCAGGCUUCCUUCACUGGCGGCCAUAUUUGAUUUAUCAAUAAUUCAUUUAACAAAUAAAAAGUGCUUUUUAUAACAGGAAAACAUAUCACAUUUUUUAAGAUUGUUGGAGUCAUGAGGGUAAACAUAAUAAUUUGUGAAAAUGAUAUAUUGAAUAUAUAUUUGUGUCGUUUUUUGAGUUUUUGGUAAUUUUUAGUUGCAUAUAUUUAGUACAGGCUACUGAGGUGCGUCAUAUAUUUAGUAUAGGUUAUUUCAUUUGCAGUAUGCUUCUGUUAUGGAUGAGGAAGAUGAAUGUAUAAAUCUGUCAAAUAGUAAUAAGGAUGGUUACUUAUCAGAGUAAUGGAGGUAAACAUAAUAACAUGUGAAAAUGAAAUAAGUAAUUAGAAAAUUCGAUUAAAAUUAAUUUAUUUUGUAUAUUCAAUAAAGGCUAAUUUGCUUUGCAGAUGGAUGAUGGAGUUCAUUUGCUUCCUGCCAAACAAAAAAAACUUACUAAUUUUAAACAAUGUAUAAUUUGUCAAGGAAGCAACAAGCAUGAUUGUUUAAGAAAAGCACAAGUUCCAUCAGUUGAAAAGUUUAUAUAUGCUUCAAAUAUUUGCAAAGAUGAUUGUUUUGAUAGAUUGCAUAUUGAUAUUGAUAAUCUUACUUCCAGAGAGAUUUUGUGGCAUAAUUCAUGUUACGCAUCUUACACUAGUGAGCGUAAUUUACGUAGCCUAUCAACGGGUCAAACGGGUUCUCCUCAAGUGAAUGAAGUGAGUUUGAAAUCGCAACGAAACCGUCCAUUGAUUGACUGGACGAAGUGUAUCUUUUGUCGGAAUGCUUCUCGCAAAAGGGAUUUUAAACUAAUCAAUAUUGUGACUUUUGAAGCGUGCAAUAGCAUUAGAACAGCUGCUGAGGCCAGAGGCAAAGAAGAGCUACUGCCUGUAUUACGAACUGUUGAUCUAAUUGCUAGUGAAGGCAAGAAUCAUAAGUCUUGCCAUGCAUCAUAUGUGAGCAAGGCAAAUAUCAAAUCGCAGUGUAUAAAUGGAAAACCUGUUAACGAAUACCAGGAUUCGUUUGCUGAGUUCCUUGACAUAAUACGACCUGAAAUCCUGAAGGGAAAAGUGUACAAUACGAAUUACCUACUACAAUUGUACAAGGAUAUGCUAACCAAGAGAGAUGUAAAUGCCGAUAGCUACACCAGGCAAAAGCUCAAAUUAUGUUUAAAGUUAGUCUUCAACGACAGCCUUGUGUUUCACCAACCGCAUGGGAGCACAAAGCCAGAAAUUGUUUACUCUAGUUCCAUAUCACUUCUUGGUGUUAUUAACAUAGCUACGAGAACAACCGAGAACACCACAACUUCAGUUGCAGCUCAGAAUGAAUUCAUAAGGGAUGAUCCAAAUGAAUCAAUUAAGAUAAUCAAUAAAGCAGCAGUCAUUUUCAGAAAUGAUUUAAGCAUGUGCAAGGGAAUUAAAAUCGAUUCCUUAUCUCUUGAAGACUUGCACAUACAGAAGGCGCGAACACGUAUUCCUGAUAACCUGUAUUGGUUGGUGAGGUAUAUGGUAUCCUUGGAGGUGUACGCUGCUGAUCAAAGCCCUAAAGCUUCAAAUGUCUCACAUGAAAGGAAGAUACUAAUGAUAUGCCAAGACGUCGUACACGCUGCAAGUAACGCCAGAGUGAAGCUUCCAAAGCAUGUAUCGUUAGGUAUAACUAUUAAACAUCUAACAAGGUCGAAGCAGCUCAUAACUCUGCUAAACUGAAUGGGACAUUGUUGCUCAUAUGAACAAACUGAAAUUGUGGAAACAGCCCUCGCUAAUGAAACAAUCGCUAGAUCAGAGUUGAAUGAAGGUGUUAUCAUUCCAUCAAACAUAUCACCUGGUGUGUUUGUCCAUAUGGCAGCAGAUAAUAAUGAUUUCAACGAGGAAACCAUCGAUGGAAAGAACACUACCCAUGCGACAACCUUCGUUGCUUUCGAAAGGAAACAACAUGCACCAGCAACGCCACCCAUGGAAAUCUACGUGGAUCACUCACAGCGGAAAAGGUCCUUAGAUUUGUCAAGACCUAUAGUGACGGUAGAGGAUAUCAAUGUUGGAGGAAGACGUCCAGCCGUUACGAAUUACGUUAAUAAGAUGACAAAUGCAAGUUGGCUACAACCAAAUGAUAAUUUCCUUUCAGCUUGUCAAGACGACUUGGAAUGGCUAAUCCUACGCAUGCAUUCCCAUACAAUGUUUGAAGAAAAUUAUCAAACAGUUGAUGCUCAGAAGAUUCGAGGUUGGAGUGGAUUUCAGUCCCUCAGAUUCUCGGAUCCUUCAACGCCUACUUCCAUUGGCUACCUUCCUAUGAUCCAGGCAGAUGCAAACGAGUACAGUACAAUCAACACGGUUAUGAAACUCUCGUUGAAGAUGGCAAAUGCGCUUGGACAGUCCGAAUCUGUAGUAACGUUUGACUUAGCAAUUUACGUUAAGGCAAAGCAGCUUCAAAUGAGGUACCCGGGUGAGUUCAAGAAUGUCGUAGCUCGCUUAGGAGGGUUUCACAUAGCUUUAAACUAUCUUUCGCUCCUUGGAAAGAUGUAUUCAAACUCUGGUUUAGAAGAUCUUCUUACUGAAUCAGGAGUGUAUGCGCCUGGAACUACCACCGCAUUGAUAGCAGGAAAGUCAUACAAUCGUGGAGUACGAGCCCACAAACUUUGCUUCGAGGCUCUGUUUCGACUAAUGUGGAAAACGUUUGCAAGUUGGCUUGAAGAAACCGCGCAAGGCUUAGAUGAAAUUUUAAAGACGGAAGCCCUCGAGUUACUCAACCAAUGCCAAGAUUCCGACAAUAAGGAAGAAUACCUUAAAGAAAACUGGCAUUCGCUAAAAGAUGGCUUAAGUGCACUGGUGCAUCUAUUCAAAGAAUUUGAAAAUGAAGGAAAAGUCAAAUCACAGCUUUUUGCAUUCUGGAGUGAAUACAUGUCAAUGGUGUCCUUUCUGCUUCAGUUUAUCAAUGCUGAGCGAACUGGCAAUUGGAACUUACACUUGUCUUCCACUAAGAUGCUACCCUAUUUCUAUGCCAUGGAUAAGAGUGAAUUAUGCAAGAUGGCUCCCUGUAUACUUGGCAGACAUGCAUUCACUACAGGAGCAGCACCCAGAAGUGUAUUCUGA